GCUUGCUGAGGUCAUAGGCAGGUCGACUCCGUUCGUUGACGUUGGCUAGAGCCGUCGUUAUGACAGGACGAGUGCUCCGCCAGCCACUUGGGUGUCAAAGUUCGAUCAUCCCCACUGGCUGGUCAAGGUAACGUUUCCUCUCCAGCCUGGGCAGGCAAUGAGAGCAACCAGAAAUGCUCGACUCCCAUGGAAUGUCAAUCCUGAGGUGCUGCUUCUGGCCAUCCUGAUGCGGUUAGCUUUCCAGCCGUUAUCGCUUUGGGAUCGCCGACCUCGACCAUUCCUCUUCAAGAUUAGAACAGGCCCGUGCUCUCUAGAUCGGGCUAAGCGCCGGGACGCGGUUGGGUCGGUCUGGUCCCAGCCAGUUUGGGUGUUUGAGAUCAUCCACUUGGGUUCUCGUCGGCCGCUGGAGACACUCUGGGUAGCCAGAAGCCGGUCGAUUUGGGAGAAACUUUGGGGCGGACUGGGUCAGGCUGUCAAGCCUGGAUGCUCGGAACAAUAUAAGGUUGUCCGAGUGUCGCUCGAUGCAUGUAGGUACAUGUUCUGUAAUGUAGGUAUCGAUCCAGGUCAGGCACCGUCGACGUGUCUCAUCCAGUAGAACCCCUCCCAGGCGCUUCUGUCCCUGGACGUGGACGAUGGACAAAUGGUCGGGAAGAGGGCUAUCGCUACGGGCAGAAAUGCGGCCGGGCACGAGCCUCU
Molecule: messenger RNA, 696 nt
Organism: Aspergillus ibericus CBS 121593
Lineage: Eukaryota; Fungi; Ascomycota; Eurotiomycetes; Eurotiales; Aspergillaceae
Exons: 1
Coding region: 158-595 (145 amino acids)
Source: RefSeq, a predicted model, not a curated record